This is a messenger RNA of Artibeus jamaicensis (Jamaican fruit-eating bat), 3902 nucleotides long. It is a transcript of the gene ING5, whose product is annotated as inhibitor of growth family member 5. The coding region runs from base 236 to 877 and encodes 213 amino acids. Gene Ontology annotation, cellular component: nucleus. The record is from RefSeq and is a predicted model, not a curated record. NCBI's taxonomy places the organism in Eukaryota, Metazoa, Chordata, Mammalia, Chiroptera, Phyllostomidae. Gene Ontology annotation, biological process: positive regulation of apoptotic signaling pathway; positive regulation of DNA-templated transcription. The transcript is spliced from 8 exons. Gene Ontology annotation, molecular function: chromatin binding.
UGCCUCGCCCCUCUGAAGUCUGGUUCUCAGGCUUCGCCAUUAAUGGCUUUUGGCCUGCCUCCCACCACUCAAGCCUUAGAAAGUGGUUGGAAGCCCAACCUCCUCGGACUCUGGAGCAGACCUGGGAGCCCCGGCCUCGGGGUUUCUGGAGUGGCUUCCGGACGCCUAGCCUCGGCCUGUGAUUCUGAGAGGUAUCGAGAACCUUCCUUGUGAACUUCAGAGGAAUUUCCAGCUGAUGCGAGAACUGGACCAGAGGACAGAAGAUAAGAAAGCGGAGAUCGACCUCCUGGCUGCAGAGUACAUCUCCACGGUGAAGACCCUGUCUGCGGAGCAGCGGGUGCAGCACCUGCAGAAGAUCCAGAGCGCCUACAGCAAGUGCAAGGAGUACAGCGAUGACAAGGUGCAGCUGGCCAUGCAGACCUACGAGAUGGUGGACAAACAUAUUCGGAGGCUCGACGCAGACCUGGCACGCUUCGAAGCAGACCUGAAGGACAAGCUGGAGGGCAGCGACUUCGAGAGCUCUGGAGGACGAGGCUUAAAAAAAGGUCGAAGCCAGAAAGAGAAGAGAGGCUCCCGGGGCCGAGGCAGGAGGGCCUCAGAGGAAGACACUCCAAAGAAAAAGAAGCAUAAAGGAGGGUCCGAGUUCACCGACACCAUCCUGUCCGUGCAUCCCUCCGACGUGCUGGACAUGCCUGUGGACCCCAACGAGCCUACCUACUGCCUCUGCCACCAGGUGUCCUACGGGGAGAUGAUUGGCUGUGACAAUCCGGACUGUCCGAUCGAGUGGUUCCACUUCGCCUGUGUGGACCUGACCACGAAGCCCAAAGGAAAAUGGUUCUGUCCACGCUGUGUCCAGGAAAGGAGGAAGAAGAAGUAAGGCAGAGGCUGAUGCCGGGGUCAGAAAGCAAGUUGAUACACUCCGUCAUUUGCGUGGCAAUAUUUUAUCUUCAUCUUGAAACUACCUUGAUUCGAACAAUAUUUAAUAACAAUGGCCAGUUGUAAUUCUGGAUAUUUCCUAGAACCAACAAGAACCCCCGUGAGCCCUAUUUGCACAGAGAGGGGUCUUAUGGGGACUUGCCACAUGACUUUGUUCUCAUGACUUUCUGUACAGAUCCCAACACUGAGCACUACGGUCCCGCUGGGAGCCCGAGUGACUCCAUGGGUGUGUGUGUGCGGUGUGCUGGGCCCCUCGGGACAUGCCAGCGGGGAACAGACACUGCCAUCACUGUGCCGCUGGAGCUGUGAGCCCGGUGUGGUCCACGGUAUCUGAAGCAGCCCUGAGAGCCCGUCCCGUGCACCCCUCUGUGCCGAGUGAGCAGUGUGCAGUCUGGGGGGCGUUGGCCGGAAGGCGCCCUCCUGACCGGUGUGGCGGAGCUGGCAGCCACUCUGCUGGGCUGUGCACUGCCUCUUCCUCGGGACUGCCGGUUCCUCCUGAGGCCUUACUGUCUGGAGUAAAUGCUCCGGGUUGGCAGACGGGCCGUCGGUCACCACGACCAGUGCAAUGAGGGACAGCAUCACAGACUGGCUGGUGUUCUGUGUCUCUGGGAAUUCCGAAUGUUUUUACUGUGAAGACGAAGUCAUUAUAGCCGCAUGAAGACAGUGGGUUUGUGUGUGCAGUGAGUCCAGUCUACUAAGAGCCGACUUUGAACCUGUUUGUGUUGCACCCUGGGUCGGCAGCUUGUCCCAGGGACUAUAAUUAUGUGAUGUGAUUUGUGAAUUUCUUGUGCCACAAUAGCAGUUCCGGAAUGAAGUUAGGAAAUUAGUGUGUACUUUCCGUUCAGUCAGCAUUCACCAAACCGAUUUUGAACCACCUCUCUUGUACUGUUUGGGGGUAUGACGUACCUUUGCUGUGUCAAGAGCCACGUGUGACGGGUACCUAGGGCGUGGCUUCUGGGAGUGUCCCUGAACUCUCCGGGAUCUAACCGAUGUAAUUCAGGCCAGUAAGGGUCCUCUUGCCAGAAAAAAACCCAGGAGGUAGAAUCGAGGUGAAAUGCCCAGCGACAGAAGAACGCACCCUCCUUGUCGGGAGGGUCCUGGAGUGGCUGCUCCCUCCCCAUGGCCUCCGUCACCGUCUUCUCUCAGCUUCCAGUGUUUCACCCAGGAGAGGGCGUGGGGCACAGGAACUGGCGAGACUGCGCUCUAGACCAGCCGCUCCCCGCAAAUGAGCCAACAUUUGGCCAACGGGAGCGGAUGUCAGAGGGCAGCUGGGGCCCAGCUGGAAUCUGCAGUCUGCGGUGGUCUUAGCCUGCACGGGAUGUGUCCGAGCUGCUGUGCUUUCUGGAGUGACCUUAGGGGGCAGGACUUGCUUUCCAAGGACUGCAGGUGGGUCACCUCAGCCCACGUGACCCUGCCAGCCUCGAGCUGGUGGUUAGGGGAAGGGUCCGCAGCCGCCUGACAAGCACUCUCAGAUCUUAAGCCUUCAUGCUCUGAGGGAGGAGGUGGGCACAGGCACGUGAGGCCCACCUGUGUUCAGUACCUGAGCUUCCUGUGACGGGCAUUUAAAGGUGGUGGGGGAUCAGUGGGGGCGUUGUUUCUUCACUCCUUUAGCAGCUUCUGUGCACAGGAUAGGUAAGUACGGUAAACCUGUGAUGAUGUUUUAGCAGCUAAUUGAGUAUUUGCACUUCAUCUCUGAACACGCCUGCUGUUGCCAUGGGAACACAGUGUGGAUGCAGGUUGAUGGCCAGCUAGUUCUGAUUUUCACCUGGAUUCCUGAGGCCACGCUCGUUUCCCAGGAAAAUUGGCCCACCUCUGUCUUUAAAGUUCAGUGUUGUCAUCCUGCUCGUCACUGUGUAGCAUCCCAUGUGUCAACCUUUUGUAAGUUUCUGUGCUUAUCUAGUGUAUACUUUUGCCAGUUGCAGUAAUGUCACCAAGAUAAUAUGCAGACAGCUUUGACAAAAAUGGAAAACAUGAGCAUGAUAGGAAUGUGCCCUGGGAGGUUGUUUGGAUGAUGACUGACUGCUGUUCCCGACUGUUAAUACCACCUGAGUCGGAAAGACGCCAGAGUGGCCAUCUGGUUGGGAAAGAAUGUCUGGCCAGAGCCCCUUCAGUGCCUGCCGGGCCCACAUUGGCUCCUGGGCACAGCUGUGGAGCCAACCCCAUCCCCCGGGUUGCAGGAUCUGGGCUGGGCCCUCUGAGUGAGGGUGCGGCCUCCAUGGCUGGGAGUUUACUGGUGAGGGAAGCAGUAUCUUGUUCAGAGAAGCAGAACUAUUUUCCUUGUUCUCAGCCCACAAUUUGAGAAACCUCCUCAUUCUCCAACAGGAUGCACCUGCACUAACAAACGUGCUGUCAGGCUGAGCCCCUGCAGCUCUGGCUGGGCUGAGGCUGGGCCGGCGAGGCCCCUGGGCAGGUGGAUGAGACCAGGACCGGUCAGGGCCCUGGGAGCCAGGGGGUAAGGUGUGCUGGGACUCAUGGGGACAACAGCCAGCCGUGUGUUGGUGCUGUUCCUGAUGGCCACACUGCACUGUCUCCUGUCCCGUCCCUGGCAGCCCUUGGCAGGGGCUGCUUCAAGCAAUAACGCUGUCCACGUGCCACAGCCAGGGCCUGCCUGUUGCCAGAUUUGGGGGCUUCUCAUGGGCGUUGCAGAGUUAAAGUGCCCUCAGUGUCGAGUGAACAGCAGUUGGCUGUCACUGCUGUGCUGAGAGGUGUUGGAAAGGGCACAUCCGGGAAAUUCUCUCGUUCAGGAGACAGUUCUGUGAAGUUUCUCUCUUCCUCUGUGUGUGUGUUGUGGUGCUCACCUUUACCACAGUUCAUCCAAAAGAUGAUGCAGCUUUAACACGAAUGUUACAUUUUAUUUCCAAGGAAUUAUUAUCUAUGUUUCCUUUGUAAAGGAAAGGUAAUAUUGUAAAUCUUUUUAUUAAAUAAUGUAAAGAUGUAUAUCUGUAUUUUUGGAUCAUGUUAUAGAU